Messenger RNA from Paramecium octaurelia, 412 nucleotides. The record is from the annotation of a GenBank genome assembly. NCBI's taxonomy places the organism in Eukaryota, Ciliophora, Oligohymenophorea, Peniculida, Parameciidae.
AUGUAUAACUGCGGACUGGAUUGUUUUACAAACUAAGCCAAUUUUCCUUACUAAUAUAAUAAAUAGCUCUAGAAAAUAAAGUAAACCCUUAGAAGUAUUGAGUAUUGUGGUUAGGUUUUUAGGAAAUCUCAAACGUUAUCAUAAGAAUAAACAUGUAACUUUUAAUAGUUAUAAUAUAGGUUUCAGGAAGAGGCUUUAAGUAUAAAUAACUAAAGUCAGAUAUUAAAUAAAAGUCAAGUUUAAUACAUUUCUAAAAUAGACUAAAAAAAUUAUUAGUAUUACCUUAUAUAAAAAGAAAAAGUCAGCUCAGCCCUUUGGAAAAAAAAAAUAACAUCCUUUUAUGAUUCGUUUUAUUAGGAAAGCCAUACUAAUCAAUUGUUUCAAUCAAGCCUGGAUAAUAAAAGACGGUUGA